AUGCCUAGCACCGUAAACUAUACACAUAUUAUUUUUGAUCUUGACGGUACACUUGUUGAUAGCCGUGAGCAUAUACUACGUUAUAACCGUGAUCUUUUUAAUUUUUUCAAACGUCCAUUUCCAGAAGACGAAGAAGAACUUUUUUAUACGUUAGAUAAAGAUGCACUUGAACGAAGAUUUUUCAAACCGGAGGAUGCAAACCAGUUAGCAACCUUUCGGAAGCAGAACCCUUAUAUCAAUCGCCUAAAUGAAAUAACACCUCUUCAAGGUGCGACACAUCUUUUAACAAAGCUGCACCAUCUGGAGGUACAUCUAGCUAUCGUCACCAACCGUGGGACAAGUACAAAGCGUUUACUAACACAAUUAGGCUGGUUACAUUUUUUUGAUUUUAUUGUCUCUGCUGAUAUGUUGAGCAACCCAAAACCACACCCUCAAGGUUUAAUUCAGUGUUUAUCAGGCUGGCAACAACAUCCCAAAGAUACAUUAUUUAUUGGUGAUAGCGCUAUAGAUGCAGAAGCUGCUGACUUGGCUGGUUGCCCGUUUGUACAAGUAACAGCGGUCUCUCCUCCUCUGCCACAAAAACGUCAUUUUUCACAGCUUGAGCAAUUGCUAGUUUGGUUAUUACAGUCUAAGACUACUUAG
This is a messenger RNA of Ylistrum balloti, 642 nucleotides long. RefSeq names its product pyrophosphatase PpaX-like. Gene Ontology annotation, biological process: dephosphorylation; DNA repair. The coding region runs from base 1 to 642 and encodes 213 amino acids. The transcript has a single exon. Lineage: Eukaryota; Metazoa; Mollusca; Bivalvia; Pectinida; Pectinidae. Gene Ontology annotation, molecular function: phosphoglycolate phosphatase activity. Gene Ontology annotation, cellular component: cytosol. The record is from RefSeq and is a predicted model, not a curated record.